CCUCAUUAGCCCAUACUCCCUGACACUAAACUAAACUAAAAUUUGAGCUUUAAACCUCGCUUCGUUUCUUCAUAUCAUCGGUGGCCCGAAACAAGAAGAUUCAGAUCGGAAUCAACGUACGUCCUUCUCGUGCUCGAGCAUUGAUGUCGUCAUACACUCCGCCACCACCAAAGGUAGUUGAUGGGUGGCAACCUGAAACUGAAGAUCAAUCUCAGGGCUUCAGUUCUUCCUCAGGCGGUGCAUCGUUUGGAAUAAUUAUGGGUGGUUUAAUAGUUUUGGUGAUUGUUCUUCUUGUAAUUGUUUGCCUCAUUUUUGGUAGAAAACAAAGACUCAGGGACAAACGGGGAAACCGUAAAGUUCAGCAGCAUCGGCCACAAGAACGGAUUCCUGCAGCAAAUGGAUCUUCUGUUGAAUUUGGGCAGCAUCGGCCACAAGAACGGAUUCCUGCAGCCAAUGGAUCUUCUGUUAAAUUUCGGCAGCAUCGGUCACAAGAACGGAUUCCUGCAGCAAAUGGAUCUUCUGUUCAGCAUCCACCACCCUCUGACCAUGCAAUGCCGAAAACAUUUACUUAUGAAGAACUAAAGGAGGCUGCAAAUAAUUUCUCCGAAGACAAAGUACUUGGUAGAGGUGGUUUUGGCAUUGUCCAUAAAGGAGUCCUUCGAGAUGGGAGAAUUGUUGCUAUAAAACAGCAAAUAGCUGAACGGCAACUGGGGGAGAGAGAAUUUCUGAAAGAGAUAGAAAUCAUUAGCGGUAUCCACCACAAACAUCUUGUACAUCUAGUUGGAUACUGCAUUUCGGAGACUGAGAGACUGCUUGUAUACGAGUUCGUUUCGAACAAAAGCCUGUCCUUUCAUUUACAUGAGAACGAUAAAGAAAAUUUGGACUGGAAAAAAAGAUUCAAUAUUGCGGUAGGCACAGCAAAAGGAUUAGUUCAUCUGCAUGAUGGCUCAGCUGGUAAGCCGAGGAUCGUGCAUCGUGAUAUCAAGUCAGCUAACAUUCUUUUGGAUGAAAAAUGGGAAGCCAAGGUGGCAGAUUUUGGACUUGCUAGGUCCAUUUUAGCUGAUAAAACUCAUAUCAGCACUAAAAUUGCUGGCACUUUUGGUUACAUGGAUCCAUAUUUUUUGACCCACGGGAUUAAGUUAAAUGAGAAGUCAGAUGUCUACUCCUUUGGAAUGCUGCUUCUGGAGUUGAUUACUGGAUGCCGACCUCUGAAUAAAAUUAAGCCUUCUGAUCCUGAUGGUGAAGAGUUGGCUGUCAAGGCAAACCCGAUGCUCAGAGAAGCUGUGAAAGACAACAACAUAAACGUUGUUUAUACCGAUCCAAAGACAGGGGAAUUCGACAAGAGUGAAAUGUUUCGGAUGGUUCAUUGUGCUGCUGCCUGUGUAUGUUAUCCAGCAACGGGUCGGCCGCAGAUGAGUCAGAUACUUGAAGCUCUGGAAGGAAAACUGGAUGUGAAGCGUCUGACAGAAAGAAUAAAAACAACUUUCACUGCAGAACGUAUCUCAUGGGACAAGAAUAAACUCUUGGAGAUGUUAAAAGCAAUCACAGAGGAGGAUCCAGCUAGCUCGAUCGGUUAAUGAAGGCCAGAAAAUAUCGUAUUUUGAACAUCAAUAAAAUGAUUUUACACUUUAAUUAAUCAUUUUCUUUCGCGAAUUUAUCAGACUUUUCUCUUGAUCUGCUUCAACCACAAACAUUUAUCGGUGUUCAUUUCUUCCUAAAUUUUGGAUUUGAAUUUGUUUGAUGCUAUUAUAUGACAUAAUGUAUAAAUCUGGAUUCGUUCCAUAUUGUGUAGCUGGAUUUGAAAUUGAUUGCCGGUAAUAAUUAAAUAUUAAAUGUUUUUUUUUUUUUUAA
This is a messenger RNA of Pistacia vera, 1851 nucleotides long. RefSeq names its product proline-rich receptor-like protein kinase PERK1. The record is from RefSeq and is a predicted model, not a curated record. Gene Ontology annotation, molecular function: ATP binding; protein kinase activity. The transcript has 13 exons. Lineage: Eukaryota; Viridiplantae; Streptophyta; Magnoliopsida; Sapindales; Anacardiaceae. The coding region runs from base 144 to 1577 and encodes 477 amino acids. Gene Ontology annotation, biological process: protein phosphorylation.